AACUCUGAGCUAUACGUCCGACCUAUACACUUGCCCCACAGUACUCCCACCACCAGUAGCUGCUACCUUAGAAUCUGAACCCAAUUCAUCAAAAAAAAGCUAGCGUAAUUCUUCCUCCAAUGGGCAGCUACGCCAAGCACAUGAUCCUAUGCCACUCCAACAUCGCCAAGUCCCAAGGCGACCUCCAUCAUCGGCGGCUGCAACAAGCGGCCCAUCCAUCCUCAACUCGGCCCGCCGAGGAGAAGCCGAGGGCGACGCGGCGGUGGGCUCUGCCUUUCACGGUCCUGGCAGCCUCCCCGAUGCCGGGGUUGAGACGACCGCCACCGUCGGCCCAGGCGCAGAGCUGGGGCACGCAUUCGUUCCUGAAGGAGAAGUACUUCCAGCCGGGGAUGACGGCGGAGGAGUCGGCGGCGAGGAUCCGGCAGACGGCGGAGGGGCUGCGGGACAUCAGGCACAUGCUGGAUACCAUGUCGUGGCGGUACGUGAUGUUCUACGUUCGGCUCCAGGAGGCCUACCUCGACUCCGACCUCAAGAACGCCAUGGCCACCGUCCCCGAGGCCCGCCGCAAGUCCUACAUCAAGACUGCCAAUGAAAUCGUCGAUAACAUGGCCGAGCUCGACCGUUAUGUGAGAUCUCCCAAGGUAUACGAAUCCUACCUCUACUACGAGAAGACGCUGAAAUCAUUGGAUGAACUGAUAGCAAUGCUGGCUUGAUCAUGGGAGACCAAAUGCGCUGAAGUUGGCUACGGUGUUUGAGCCGUAGGGUGGACGACAAUCUGCAGCACAAGAGCCUGUUCGAUGCAAGGAAGUUUUGAUGGAGCCAUGGGUUGAGCUUGCAGCAUCGGAUUGUUGCUGUUUCAAGAUGUAUUUAAAGGAAGAACAUGUUUUUUCAGUUCACGCCUUCAUUUAGUGAAAAUCUUACUUCUUUGGUGUUAAAAGUUCUAAUUUGCA
Messenger RNA from Elaeis guineensis (African oil palm), 950 nucleotides. Its product is annotated as photosynthetic NDH subunit of lumenal location 2, chloroplastic. Gene Ontology annotation, biological process: photosynthesis; photosynthetic electron transport chain. The record is from RefSeq and is a predicted model, not a curated record. Gene Ontology annotation, cellular component: chloroplast; extrinsic component of membrane; photosystem II oxygen evolving complex. Lineage: Eukaryota; Viridiplantae; Streptophyta; Magnoliopsida; Arecales; Arecaceae. Gene Ontology annotation, molecular function: calcium ion binding.